This is a messenger RNA of Mytilinidion resinicola, 999 nucleotides long. Its product is annotated as Aldo/keto reductase. Lineage: Eukaryota; Fungi; Ascomycota; Dothideomycetes; Mytilinidiales; Mytilinidiaceae. The record is from RefSeq and is a predicted model, not a curated record. The transcript has 3 exons. Gene Ontology annotation, cellular component: cytoplasm. Bases 1 to 999 code for a protein of 332 amino acids.
AUGAAGACAGUUCAGCUCGUCGGCAAGGAAGUAGGCCAGGUGGGCUAUGGGCUCAUGGGUCUAACAUGGCGCCCCAGCCCACCCUCCCAGGCCCAGUCCUUCAAAGCCAUGCGCGCCGCCCUCGCCCACGGCGCCAACUUCUGGAACGGCGGCGAAAUCUACGGCUCCCCAGAGCGCAACUCGCUGCAUCUCCUCAGCGAGUAUUUCACGCAGUAUCCCGACGACGCGGACAAGGUGGUGCUGUCGAUCAAGGGCGCGCUGCUUCCCGGCCAGAUGGUGCCGGAUAGCAGCGCGAAGAAUAUAAAGCGCAGCAUCGACGAGUGCUUGCGGUUUCUGGAUGGGAAGAAGAGUCUGGACUUGUUCGAGUGUGCGCGAUUGGACGGGAAGACGGAUAUCGAGGAUGUGGUAGCGACGAUUGGGGAGUACGUGAAGGCAGGCAAGGUCGGAGGCAUCAGCUUGAGCGAAGUCAGUGCGAAGACGAUUCGGAGGGCGGCGAAGGUGCAGAAAAUCGCUGCCGUGGAGGUGGAGUUUUCGCUCUGGGCGACGGACUUGCUGGAGAAUGGGGUCGCGGAGGCUUGCAAGGAGCACGAUAUCCCGAUCAUCGCUUAUUCGCCACUGGGUAGAGGGUUCUUGACCGGGCAAUACAAGUCCUUCGACGAUCUUCCAGCAGACUCAAUGCUCAGAUCCUACCCUCGAUUCCAGCCUGAUGUCUUCGACGAGAACUUGAAGCUAGUCAGGGAGGUUGAGACUAUUGCGAAGCAGAAGAGCGUCACGCCUGCUCAGAUUGCGAUCUCUUGGAUUCUCGCGAAGAGCGGACAGGACGGCUAUCCUGUCAUCAUCCCUAUCCCCGGAGCUACUACCGAGGAGCGCAUCAACGAGAACAUGAACCCUAUACCCCUAACUAAGAAGGAUGUGGCCGCUAUCGAUGAUGCCCUUAAGAGGGUCACGGUGAAGGGUAACAGGUACCCAGACGCUGGCAUGCAUCACGUCGACAUGUAG